Messenger RNA from Chironomus riparius, 550 nucleotides. The record is from the annotation of a GenBank genome assembly. Lineage: Eukaryota; Metazoa; Arthropoda; Insecta; Diptera; Chironomidae.
UAAGCGAUAAAGUGAAUGCUUUCCUGAUUAAAAGCGCGAAAUUUUUGUCAUUUUACGAACAACCAUUCAAUAGUAAAGAUUUAUUAUUAAGAAGCCUGCAAAAUAAAAAAUAUCAUUGACAUGAAUAAGAAAGAAAAUUUUUCAUCAGAAUUCAAAGAAUAUAGUGAAGAAUCAAAGGGCAAGAAACCUCCAAGUUCAUCCACAUUUUUACCUCCAACAAAAGGAAAUAUUUUCAAUGUACCCGAUAUUAAAAUCAUGAGUAAUAGAACAAGUAGUUCACAAGUGAACCAAAAUAAACAGACAAAUAGUAAUAAAAAUCAACCACGUGUAAUAAAUGUAAAUAAAAAUGAUUCAAAAAAGCCUCAAUUUGUUGCUGGAGUUUUAAAUGCACCUAAAGUUUGUGAACCUGGAUAUAAAUUGGAUAGUACUGGAAAGCCACGACUAGUUUAUCGUUAAAAAAUCAAUAUUAACAUGCUAAGUGUGAACAAAACAUCGAAAUAAUAGUUUAUUUAAUUAUAAAAUAUAUUAAGGACGCCGAUCCAAUUUUAAA